AUGUCCCAUUCUGCGUACGUAAGUCGUAUAGCAGCUAUGAACAGACUAAGAGCGCCUGUGGCCUUCAGACCAGGCGUCAUGCUGCAGAGGCCAUAUCCUCAGCGAGUUAUUCAAAGUGCCACAAGACGAGCACCGUAUAUAGUUUAUAGAAAUACUCCAAACAAUCAUAGAUUCGCCGUGAAGCACGUGUCCCCUAAUCCGGUCCGAAAUGUGUUUGGUCCUUGGAAGACGACUCGUAUACCAUUCACCAUGUCAAGCCCUACUCCUGGAGUAUUCAUCAGAUCUGCCUCACCUUCACCAGUGAUAAAUGCUGAUGGUACAGGUGCUAUCCACACGAUCCCAGCCCCCAACCUCAGCCUGUCGGAGAAACCAAUUGUGGUCAUCGAUUCGUCAGAGAACAGUCGUAAACAAGAACAGCAACAAAGGACGUAUGAAGUGACAGAAAAAUAUUCUGAACAACCAUAUCAAUCAAGCCCAAAAAUUGAUACGCCAAUAGGAUUCUCCAAGGCGUCGGCCGUACCAGCUGAUGAUUUACAAAAAAUCGUACGACAAAAUACAGCUUUACAAUUACCUCCAGAAUACACAUUACCUGUACAGUUUUCGCAACCAGCUAUUCAACUACAACAAUCAUCAAUAGUCCCUCAGCAAUUUACAUUUCAGGGAUUUCACACAGUAUCAAAUCAACAAGAAGUCGUAAAUAGGGAACCAGAUCAUAUAAUUAUACCCCAAAACGCCUUUUUCCCUCCGGAUGCAUUAUUUAUGCAGAAUUUCCAGACGCAAUUUGUACAUCAAUUUCCUCAAGCUGAGUUUGUUCCUUACACACCAGAAACUCAAACACAAUAUCAGACACAACCCACGGAAUCACACACUGAACUAUUAUUGUUGCAAAACGAAGAAAUAACGAGGCAAACUCCAUCGGCUUUCGUAUCAAAUGAUGCACAUAAAACUGUUGUUCAAAGAGAAACUCAGGAAAGUUCGUUUUCUAUAAUACCAAAAGGAUUUUCCUCUAAGAAUGUUUCAGAAAAUUUAAUAGAAACAGAAGUCACAUCACCUAUUACUGAAAAUAUAACGUCAUAUGUAACUCCAACUACACCACAAACACAAACUACUCCUACUAGUAAUAAUUUAGUUGAAACCAUCACUGAACCUAUCAAAACAACGCCUAUAUUCUAUGCUCAAAUAGGACAAAGUGUUGGGAAUGUGAUCGCAAAUGGAUUUUACUCAGCAAUUAAUGAUGUAAGAGCUGCCGCUGAAGCUAAUAUGGUUAAUAGGAAUGAUACUGUUGAAAGAAAUGAAACAGUAUCGCAAUCAACAACAACUACCACAACAACGACAACCACAACAACUUUUACUCCUUCUACUGAAGAAACAACAACACAAAGUCUUGAAAUCAAGCCUUUGGCACAAAACGAUAGGAAAACAGAAAGCAAAACAAGAGAUUUGUCCAAAUUAAGUCUAGGGUCACCAUUUGAAAAACCAGCUCCAUCUCUAAAUGUAGCCUAUACUUUACUAAGAGCUAAUGAUAAACAGCCAAGAGUCAAUCAAGAUGGCGAAGUUUUUGCCGGACAACUUGUAGAAGCUAAAAUAACCGAAGAUCAAGAAUUCAAUAAGGAAAAGGCUAGUUUAUUAAAUAGAGCACCAGUGAAAUUGUUCGCCGAGAAGAGAGUAUCUGAUUCAACACCAAAACAAACAGUGGUCAAAGCUAAAAUUCCACCAAAAAGUAAACUAAUAUUUGAUGACAAGACCGGGGAACCAGUGCUGCGAGUGUAUGCCAGUUACAUUGAUAGUCCAGUACAGAAAGAAAUAAUAACAACUAAACUAUCAAACAUGAAACGUCAUAAGGAUAAAGAUCCAACUAAGAAGCAAGAUUCUAACGUUGACUGGAAAGAAGACGAUAUUAAAAAUGUAGAGACGUCAUUUCCUGACUUCGAACAAGAAACGCAAUUUGGUCUCAAACUUAGGUCAAGAAGUGAUCAUUACGUACCUAUAUUUGAUGACUAUGAAGAAUAA
Messenger RNA from Danaus chrysippus (African queen), 2010 nucleotides. The record is from the annotation of a GenBank genome assembly. Lineage: Eukaryota; Metazoa; Arthropoda; Insecta; Lepidoptera; Nymphalidae.